UCCACGACAUGGGGGCCAACAUGAGCCAAGCAACGGCCGACGCCGAGAUCGCGCGGCCCGCACCACCGGCGUUGCCGUGGACGGUGCGGCUCCAGCUUUUCAUGCUCGUCGGCGCCUACGACAUCGCUCUGCGAGCCGACGGCACCGUCAACCGCUUCCUCUUCUCCUUCGGCGACCGCCAGACCCGCGCCAGCGCUCGCCCGGACGCGCUCGGCGUCCGAUCCGCCGACGUCACCGUCGACGCGUCCCGCGGCCUCUGGGCGCGCGUCUUCUCGCCAGCGGCGGAUCAGGCCGGAUCACCGCUCCCCGUCAUCGUCUACACCCACGGCGGCGGCUUCGCGCUACUCUCCCCAGCAUCCACGCCUUUGGACGGCAUGUGCCGCCGCUUCUGCCGCGAGCUGGGCGCGGUCGUCGUCUCGGUCAACUACUGCCUCGCCCCCGAGCACCGCUGCCCGGCAGCCUACGCCGACUGCGUGGAAGUGCUCCACCACCUCAGCGCCAGUGGCCUCCCUGACGACCUCGGCGUCUCGGUCGAUCUGUCCCGCUGCUUCCUCGUCGGGGACAGCGCCGGCGGCAACAUCGCCCACCACGUGGCCCAGCGGUGGGUCUCUCGCUCUAACUCCAUCCGCCUUGCCGGCAUCAUCCUUCUGCAGCCGUACUUCGGGGGCGAGGAGCGGACAGAGGCGGAGCUGAGGCUGGAGGGCGUGGCGCCGGUGGUGAACAUGCAGCGGUCAGAUUGGUCGUGGAGGGCGUUCUUGCCCGAAGGGGCCAACCGUGACCACCCGGCGGCGCACGUGACGGACGAGAACGCCGAGCUGCCCGAGGUGUUCCCGCCGGCGAUGGUGGUGGUCGGCGGCUUCGACUCGCUGCAGGACUGGCAGCGGCGGUACGCCGGCGUGCUGCAGCGGAAGGGUAAGUCGGUGCAGCUGCUGGAGUUCCCGGAGGCUAUCCACGCGUUUUACAUGUUCCCGGAGCUCCCCGACGCCCGUAAGCUCGUGAAGGAAAUGAAGGCGUUCAUCCAGAGCAACAAGUCCAAUCUUUAGUGCGCCGCUCAAUUGAUCAGUCAUUCCAUGGUCUUCAACUGGCGAGGCGUAUAAUAUGGUGGCCAUGGGUUUGCGUCAGACAAGAAAUCAUUGGAUAUAUAACAGCUCUCCAGUUACUCCUACAUCGUCUCAACAGCAACCCAUGUAUCAAUUGCAACUGGAAAAAUGUCUACUAUUAUUCUUAAUAAGGUAAACAUACACUACUUAUCAAGAUGCUGGUUAAGAUAGCCUGAGCAACCAAUAUAGUUAAGAAAUUUUGUAACUCCCACCAUCUUCGGACUAUAUCUAAAUGUGCGUUUUUCUUUAACGCGAUUCUUACUACUCCCAACGUGUAGUUGCAAACAUUUAA
This is a messenger RNA of Lolium rigidum, 1392 nucleotides long. Its product is annotated as probable carboxylesterase 18. The record is from RefSeq and is a predicted model, not a curated record. The coding region runs from base 9 to 1043 and encodes 344 amino acids. NCBI's taxonomy places the organism in Eukaryota, Viridiplantae, Streptophyta, Magnoliopsida, Poales, Poaceae. The transcript has a single exon. Gene Ontology annotation, molecular function: hydrolase activity.